UCGACGAUGCCUCUACCUCUGGGGCUCUUUGUCCUGCUUUUUGUCGCGAUUUUCGGUCUUUGCAGCGGUGCCGACCUCUUCUCCAACUCCUUCCUCGUCAGGUUUCGACGCGAUGUCGACGCCGAGGAGGCCCACACACUCGCCUCCAGGACCGGAUUCGUCAACAUGGGCCCGGUUUUGGGGUCGAAACGGGAGUAUCAUUUCGUGAAUCACGCGAUUCCGGUCGCGAGGACCAAGAGGAGUAUUCCGCAUGUGAGGAGGCUCAAAGUCGACCCUUUGGUCCACACAGCCAUUCAACAGCCGGGCUUCAUACGCGUUAAAAGAGGCUACAAACCGCUCAAAGUCGAAAAUCUCGUGAGGAAUAUCCAACCCCAUUCGGACCCCACCGACCCCUACUUCCCAUUUCAGUGGUAUUUGAAAAAUACGGGUCAGAAUGGAGGCAAAGCGAAAUUGGACUUGAACGUCGAAGCCGCCUGGGCGCAAGGAGUGACAGGGAAAAAUAUCACAACGGCGAUUAUGGACGAUGGAGUCGAUUACAUGCACCCCGACCUGAAAUACAAUUACAACGCGAAAGCCAGUUACGACUUCAGCAGCAACGAUCCGUUUCCUUAUCCUCGAUACACGGAUGAUUGGUUUAACAGUCACGGAACGAGAUGUGCCGGAGAAGUGGCAGCUGCGAGGGAUAAUGGCAUUUGUGGGGUUGGGGUGGCUUAUGACUCCAAAGUUGCAGGAAUAAGAAUGUUGGAUCAGCCUUACAUGACCGACUUGAUCGAGGCGAAUUCCAUGGGUCACGAGCCCGGCCUCAUCGACAUCUACAGUGCUUCAUGGGGGCCCACCGACGACGGCAAGACCGUGGACGGCCCCCGCAACGCCACGAUGCGGGCCAUCGUGCGCGGCGUGAACGAGGGGCGCAACGGCUUGGGCAACAUCUACGUGUGGGCGAGCGGCGACGGCGGCGAGGACGACGACUGCAAUUGCGACGGUUACGCCGCCAGCAUGUGGACCAUCAGCAUCAACAGCGCCAUCAACGACGGCCAAAAUGCGCACUACGACGAGAGCUGCAGCUCGACUCUCGCCUCGACCUUCAGCAACGGCGCUAAGGACCCCAACACGGGGGUGGCCACCACCGAUUUGUAUGGCAAGUGCACCACGACGCACUCGGGCACCUCGGCCGCCGCCCCCGAGGCCGCCGGGGUCUUCGCCCUCGCCCUGGAGGCCAACAACAAUUUGACCUGGAGGGAUGUGCAGCACCUCACGGUGUUGACCUCCAAGAGGAACUCGCUCUUCGACGCCAAGGGGCGCUUCCAUUGGACCAUGAACGGGGUGGGGCUCGAGUUCAACCACCUCUUCGGGUUCGGGGUGCUGGACGCGGGGGCCAUGGUGGCCCUCGCCAAGCAGUGGAAGCCGGUCCCGCCGAGGUUCCAUUGCGAGGCCGGGGCGCACCUCCAGGUCCAGAAGAUCCCCUCGGCGAAGAAGCUUGUCAUGAAAAUCACCACCACGGCGUGUCAGGGGGAGAGCACCGAAGUCAGGUAUCUGGAGCAUGUCCAGGCCGUCCUCACGGUGAAUGCCAGUCGGCGAGGGGACCUGGAGCUCUUCCUCACGUCGCCGAUGGGCACCAGGUCCAUGAUUCUCAGUCGGAGGCAGAACGAUGACGAUUCCAGGGACGGGUUUACGAAGUGGCCUUUCAUGACGACGCACACGUGGGGGGAGUACCCACAAGGGACCUGGGUGCUAGAGGCGAGUUUCAAUUCGCAGUUGCCCCAGACUGGGUUUGUCAAAGAGUGGACUUUGAUGUUGCACGGCACCAAGGAGCCCCCUUACACCGAGUUGUCGGUUUUGGACCCCCAUUCCAAGCUCGCGAUUGUGAAGAAGGCUCAUGAAAAUCGAAUGAAGAUGUAAUUGGUCUCUUUAGUUCAUUUAUUUGUUGAAGAUUUGAUAAAGAUUCAUAUAUUUUUAAGUAGAAAGUAGCGAAAUACUGAAAUAUUUAAAUAAAUCCAUCAAUCUCUAACUGUACUGUAAUAAAAGCAUGUGAUUAUACUUAUGUAACAAGUAUAAGAUAUCAAGUAUAACUAUUGGAUUUUAUUUUUACAAAUUGUUGAGAGCUUAUAUUUUGUAUAGCGUUUCUUCCUUCAAAGAUAUAUUUCAGAGAUUAUUUAUUACAGUGCAAUUGUAUAAAAUUGUAAAUUGUUUACAAUAUAAACUCUGUUUCAUUUUGUCACCUUGUUUGCUUCAACUGGCCGGCGAUUGUAAAUAAAAUUAGACA
Molecule: messenger RNA, 2263 nt
Organism: Tribolium madens (black flour beetle)
Lineage: Eukaryota; Metazoa; Arthropoda; Insecta; Coleoptera; Tenebrionidae
Gene: amon
Product: neuroendocrine convertase 2
Exons: 10
Coding region: 7-1899 (630 amino acids)
Biological process (GO): protein processing
Cellular component (GO): trans-Golgi network; Golgi membrane
Molecular function (GO): serine-type endopeptidase activity
Source: RefSeq, a predicted model, not a curated record